CAGGUGGAGCCAUCGGAGGGCGGGAGCGCGGCAGCGCUACUUUUCCCAGGCGCCGCGCCGGCACUGCCAGUGUCCUUCGCAAGUUCGCGGCUCGGACUGUUGCUUCGGUGUCUUUGUGAAAUCAGAUAACCAUGACUUCUGCUUGGGUUGGUUCUAGAGGAACAAUACAUGAUUAUCCUGGAUUCAGUGCUUCAAAAGAUGCAGAGGCGAUUAAGACAGCAGUUCAAGGACUGGGCACAGAUGAAACAUCGCUGAUCAACAUCCUAACAGGGAGAUCUAAUGCUCAGCGGCAGCUGAUAGCUAAAGAGUUCAAAGACUACACUGGAAAGGAUCUGAAAGAAGCUUUGAAAGAAGAUACUUCAGGUGAUUUUGGGCGUGUCCUGGUAGCUCUUGUAAUGCCUCCUGCAGAAUUUGAUGCUGAACAAAUUAACAAAACCGUCAGAGGCAUUGGAACUAAUGAGAAGGCGCUGAUUGAGAUCCUGGCUUCCCGAACCAGCAGGCAAAUCAAAGAAAUAGCCCAGGCUUAUUAUACAGUUUAUAGGGCCAGCCUGAGGGAGGACAUCGGUUAUGACACGUCAGGAGACUUCAAAAGAACUCUUAUGGCCCUGCUCGAUGGCAGAAGAGAUGAAAAUCCAGAGGCCAAUGGAGAAGUAGCAAAGAGGGAUGCGCAGAUCCUGUACGAUGCUGGUGAAAAGAGGUGGGGAACGGAUGAAACCCAAUUUAUCGAUAUUCUGUCCUCCAGCAGCUUUUCUCAACUCAGACUCACGUUUGAGGAGUACAAAAAUCUUAGCGGGAAGCGAAUGGAGGACAGCGUACGUAACGAGACGUCGGGGGAUUUUGCAGAACUGCUGUUGGCCAUCGUGAAGUGUGCAAAUAACGCCCCUGCCUUCUUUGCUGAAAAGCUGAACAAAUGCAUGAAGGGACCUGGUACUGAUGAAUUCACAUUGAGUAGAAUUCUAGUAUCCAGGUCAGAAAUCGAUCUUCUGGAUAUUCGAGAGGAAUAUAAGAACCUCUAUGGACAAUCUCUAUAUUCUGAUAUUAGUUCAGACACUUCUGGGGAUUAUCGGCGCACAUUGCUCAAGAUUUGUGGUGGAGACAACUGAUGGGGCCAACCCAGACAGAUCUGCUGACUGCUCUGGUUUCCUGUUGCGUUCAUCAGUUUAUAGAGCUUUUAGAUGUUUAAGCAAGUGUAUAAAUUGCCACUCCUCUUUUCAAUUUUUUAAAUUAGGCAUCAUCACAAACAGA
Molecule: messenger RNA, 1245 nt
Organism: Python bivittatus (Burmese python)
Lineage: Eukaryota; Metazoa; Chordata; Lepidosauria; Squamata; Pythonidae
Gene: ANXA3
Product: annexin A3
Cellular component (GO): plasma membrane; cytoplasm; nucleus
Molecular function (GO): calcium ion binding; phospholipase inhibitor activity; phosphatidylserine binding
Source: RefSeq, a predicted model, not a curated record